AAAGAUUCUUAUUUCAAUAGCAAGAUUGAAAUAAAUGAUAUUGGAAAUGAUAGAGGAAAUCAAAUGCAAAUAUUACAUGCCUCGUUUUCUGCACUUUGAAGACAAAAUAACAACUAAUCCUACACUACAACUUGUGGAAGGCCAACAUCACCUAGUGACUAAACUAGAGCUUAGUCAAGAGCUACACAAAGCCUAAUGUCUAACCAAUUGCUAAAGCUAACAAUAAAGUAAGUGUGUGAGGUAGUAGAUUCUUCUCUUCCUCCCCUCCAUCUCUCUCGAAAAUCCCUCCACCAAGCUCCAAGAAGGCAGCCACUUACCUGCAAGGAAUACACCCAAGAAAGGGGUUAGAAAAUAGACUCACAAAUAAAGGGAAAAGAGGCACAAGCUCAAUUAGAGAUGAUGAAUAGUAGAGCUAUAUAGGUCAGCCAUUAGGCUGCAAAUUAGAGCUAAGAACAGCUCCUUCCCAAGGUUUCAUCAAGAGGAGAAAGCCAACAAAUAUACACGGUGAGGCAUGCUCACUAUGCAACUCAAAGAAGACAACCAUCUGCCAUCACCAAAGCUAAGAAAACAGUCAAAAGGGCAGCCCAAGACUUGCAUCAAAUAGGUAAGAUUCCCUUAAUCAGUAAGCUCAAAAGGGGGCUGAGCUUGACAUCGAAAAUAGGAGCCCAAUGCCCCAUGAGCUGCCACAAGAAGCCAAAGGAAGGGCUUAUAAAUACCGUCACCUUCUCCCCACUCCACACACAUAUUCUGCCAAGUUCUCGCAAGGCAAGGGAGUGCAGCGGAGUGAGGAGCGGCGGCGCGGAGCAGCAGCAGUGAGAAGGGCAGGCCGAAAGAGUUCAUCGAUCAAGGUAAUCCCCUCAACGACCCCUCUUCGCAUCAUAUAGAGCAACCACUCGAGUAUCAAGAACAUAGAAAACAUAGAGAUAUCACCAACGAUUAGACAUCGUAACCCAGUAGAUCAAUCGAGUUCAUGCAACAAUAAUCCCAAUAUCACAUAACUACUGCUUAACUCACAGUAGCAACCAAGGAGCAAAAAUUCAAUUUGGAUCACAACUAGACAAAGUCCCUAAUCACCAAAUACUGUCGUAACCCGUUAAUAAGAAAACGAACAGGGAAAGGGGGGAAGGGACUUAGCUUAGACGACAGAGCCCCGGAGAGCUGACGGGGAUGGCGACGGAGGAGCUGCUGGGCAGCUGGACCGUCUGGGCUCGGCAUGGCGCUCGGCGGAGGAACGAUAGCUACUGCCCCGGUGAGGCAUCGCCGCUGGAACGGAGAGUUCGGCGGAGCCCGGCGUCCGUCGGGGUGGCAUCUCGUCGGAGCGAGAGAGGGUAGAGGCGACGCCUCACCCGAGUCGGUAACCCGCCGUGAAGAGAGGGAAGACGCCGGAGGAAGGCGUGAACGACGGCGACUAAUUCUCGCCGGAGUGGCGACGAUAUGAGGGAGAUAGAAGGGGAAUUUUCGGUUGAAAUAAGGGAUGAAGAAAUGGGAUUUGGGGAUUUUUGAUUCUUGAAGGAAGAGAGAGAGAGAGAGAGAGAGAGAGAGAGAUUAGAGCCGAGAGUUAAGAGAGAGAGAGGUAGGCUCACUUGUUGUUGGGCCAAAAAUUAAAUUCAAAGUUGGGCCACUAAAUUAAUUCGAGAUUGAGCCGAUUUCAAGUUAAUUAAGAGGAUUUGGGCCUGGAAUUUAAAUGGAGGAAAUUAGUGAACUUGGAAUUUAAUUUUAUGUGGAACGGAAUUUAAUUAAGGGUUGAGUUGGAGCUUAAUUAAUUAAUUCCCGAUUAAAUUACUAAGUUUCCGAAUAUGGAAGAAUGUUGAAGUUGGAGACGCGAAGGGCCGACCGGCGUCGCCCCGCUACGCCAUGGGCGGCCUUAAGAAAAAUCUGAAGAAGAAGGAAUUUAAGGAGAGAUUUUAAGAAUCCAUAUUUUUUUUGAGAUAAUAGAAUUUCUCCAAGAUAAGUAAAGCGAAUAAUUAAAUGCGGCCGCAUGAUAUAGCCGAGUUAGGAUUUAAGGAAAAAUCAUAUAGGCCGAGACUAAGAGAUAGAUGCUAUCCUAUAGGGUGCAUGCAUUCUUUUCACAUAAAAAUAGCUCAAGUACUAAUUAGCGUGUUACGCUAUUUAUUUCUAAAGGAGAAUUAUUUCAAGGGCAAGUGAGGCCAAACGAAGAUUUUAAUUGGAGAUAAGCAUACCAGAGGGAAGAAGAAGUCAAGCUGGUGGAGCAAGAUAAAGAUUUUUUGGGUCCCUAGUUUUUUACUUUUCAAAGGCACCGAGCUACUCUUCAGCCUACCAGAAAAGCCGGAGUUGGUGGAGAGCAGACUAAAAAUGGAAGCGAUUGAGAUUAAUGAUGAGUGUUUGAGUUUGAAGAAGAAUGUGGAGUUUAGAAAAAUGAAGAUGAAAGGAUUUUUUGAUGAGAAGAAGUCGAUUUUAGUUGUGGAAGAGACAUAUACAGAUUCUGAUCCUUUUGCAUAUGAAUAUAGCCUCCUAACUCCCUUUGUUUUUCUCCCUCAAAACAGUGCCAGUGUAAGUUCAGGUGUACUAGUGAACAGAGGGCGUGUCCCACGGGAAUGGGCAGAUUAUACCAAAAUUGAGAAGCUUCAAUCCCAUGAGAUUGUUAGAGAUUUUCCCCAAAAGGAGAAGCUUUCAUCCAUUGGAGUUGUGAACAAUAAUACUAGUAAUAUAUUGAAGUGGCUAUUAUUCUCAGCCAUCUCGCGGCCUCAGCCUAUUGAAUUUGUUGGAGUUAUAAGGGGCAGAGAGCGGCUUGGCACGCUUGCUGGUGCCGUGGGGCUUCAUCCAGAGGCAACCCUCUAUGUUGAACAAAUUCAAGAUAAAAGUGCUCAUUUAGCCAACACCACUCUUUACAAUGAUGCACAUAUGCUGGCCCAUUAUGCUCAUAUGAGGAAGGACCAUAUUCAUAUGAUCAUACUCUGGUACUGUAGCUCGGCUGGAAUGUUUCAACUUGGUAGAUGGCUAAUGAAAAAUCUCUGAUGCAGAGCUCUCUUUUCUUUUCUUUUCUUUUUUUCUGGGAGGGCUCUACUCUAUAUAUAGUGAAUCAUGUCUCUGCCCUAAAGAAAUCAAAGUGUGUUGCCAUUUCAUUAGGGAAAAAUGUAGGAGGAGGAAAACCUAUAGUA
Molecule: messenger RNA, 3119 nt
Organism: Salvia splendens (bonfire salvia)
Lineage: Eukaryota; Viridiplantae; Streptophyta; Magnoliopsida; Lamiales; Lamiaceae
Product: surfeit locus protein 1
Exons: 6
Coding region: 2314-2976 (220 amino acids)
Cellular component (GO): membrane
Source: RefSeq, a predicted model, not a curated record